This is a messenger RNA of Drosophila willistoni, 609 nucleotides long. Its product is annotated as odorant receptor 42b-like. Gene Ontology annotation, molecular function: olfactory receptor activity; odorant binding. The record is from RefSeq and is a predicted model, not a curated record. The transcript has 3 exons. Gene Ontology annotation, cellular component: plasma membrane. The coding region runs from base 1 to 609 and encodes 202 amino acids. Lineage: Eukaryota; Metazoa; Arthropoda; Insecta; Diptera; Drosophilidae. Gene Ontology annotation, biological process: sensory perception of smell; detection of chemical stimulus involved in sensory perception of smell.
AUGGGUCAACAGCUGCUAAUGGAUGUCUUUAAUAUCAUUUAUUGUCUAAUGCUGAGGGCUCACAUUGAAAUUCUCCGACAAAGAGUUAAUAAAUUGCGCACAAAUCCAGAAGAUUCGGAAAAGAAAAAUUACGACGAACUAGUUGAAUGCAUAACGCAGCAUAAAAUAAUAUUGGAAUAUGCCGACUUAAUGCGAUCAUUAUUUUCAAUUACUACUUUUAUACAAUUUAUUAUAAUUGGUACAAUUUUGGGUUGUACAUUAUUCAAUUUGUUAUUCUUCUCCGACUUUUGGAAAGGAUUGUCGCUCAUUACAUAUAUAAUGGCAUUGGUGUCGCAGACAUUUCCAUUUUGUUACACUUGCGAUCAAAUCAUAGAUGACUGCGAUAAACUGGCAUUGGCUAUAUUUCAUUCUAAUUGGAUAGGAUCAAGUCGUCGCUAUAAAGUGGCUGUCAUCCAAUUCAUUCAUUUUGUUCAGCAACCGAUUGCCUAUAUGGCUGGAUCAAUAUUUCCCAUAAGCACUCAAACCAAUAUCCAGGUGUCUAAAUUGGCAUUUUCUGUGUUGACUCUUAUUAAGCAAAUGAAUAUUGCUGACAAGUUGUUGAAGAAAUAG